Messenger RNA from Oncorhynchus gorbuscha (pink salmon), 5198 nucleotides. It is a transcript of the gene lrp12, whose product is annotated as low density lipoprotein receptor-related protein 12. Gene Ontology annotation, molecular function: protein binding; low-density lipoprotein particle receptor activity. The transcript is spliced from 10 exons. Gene Ontology annotation, cellular component: plasma membrane. Bases 1497 to 4151 code for a protein of 884 amino acids. Lineage: Eukaryota; Metazoa; Chordata; Actinopteri; Salmoniformes; Salmonidae. The record is from RefSeq and is a predicted model, not a curated record.
UUGGGUCAUUGGGUAGUGGGGAAACACACCGAUGGGAAAUGUGAGGAGGUAGAGACUGUGAAGCAUGUCCUGUUAUAUUGCAGUUGGUAUGCUGAGCAUAAGGAAGACAUUUUCUGUGAGCUGGCUGAGUCGGGUGUAACCACAUUUAAGCUUGUAACAAUUGUGGACUCAAAACGACAUGCAGAGAAAAAUGGCAAGGAAGCUGUUGUCGUUUCCCUAUUCCACCGGCCUGCACAUUCGGGUGACGUUUAAAAAAUAUAUAUUUAAACGUGUAAUUCGCACUCCGACCUGAGAAAGGCAGCAAUACAGCACAAGAAGACGAAGCAGAAGGGGACGAUGAUGAUACUGAUACCACCGAUACCCCGGCUGUAACAACAUUCAGCCGAUUCAUAGCUAGUUGUGGCUACAACGGGGUGUACUGUUACAUACAGUUUAGGGCCCGGAGUUUUAGGGGGCUUGUGCUUUAUAACAUUUUCAAUGAUGGUGAAACUCUAAAUAAACAUUUUAGACACCACUAGAAGAAGACAGUGAAGUGACAUUUCAAGGAUAACUCUCAGAAAUAUUUUCGUUCCGUUCUGCCAUUGCUUUGGAAACUAGCUUACGUUAGCAUGCUAGCUUGUAGCUAGCAUUUGUGAGGUUGUGGAGGCGUAAACGAGAGAAGGGGGAUUGCAACGCUCUUUUGUGUUUUAGUUCACAGUUAUCUUUCGUUUAUAUUGUAUUUGUUUUUCUAAUUUACAUUCAGUGACAUAUUUAUGUGCGAUUUCAAUGUUGGUAAUGAAACGUCAUUGUGUUAACCCAGCUAGCUAUCUUUGUUAACGAUAGCUAACGUUUGCGUUGAACACUAACAUUAGCUAGCUAGCUAACACAAAGGGGAAUUCUAGUAGCUAGCGUGAGCUAGUUAACGGUGGAGUUGACUGUAUUGCUAGCAAUGCCUUUGUAUUUUCCUCUGUUCUGGAACAAUGCAUAGCACAAAGGUUAAUAUCAUACUAGGAUAUGGGGUGGCACGUAUAUCUACACAUGUAAUGUGACGAUGGAUUAAUAUUGGCUAGGAAUAGAUAGAUAGCUUACAUUAGAGUAAUCGUUAGCUAGCAGUUAGCUAAAAAUUCAAUGUCGCUAUUUUGUUGUUAUGCUAACUAAUUAGCCAGCCAGUUACAACGGACUGUUGCGUUCAACGGUUUGAUUGCAGUAUUUUGUCAAGACGGCUAUAUUAUUGUUUGUUCAUUGUCAUCUAGCUAGCAAGAUAACUUUAUAAGAUCUGUAUUGGCUGUAUAAUUGAUUGUCAAUCACUGUCGGUUUUCUGGCCAGACAGGAAUUGGCAAACGUUAGUUAAAAUAACUUUAAAUCCGUAGCAAUCUCAUUGGUUGCUUUUGUUUUUGUCACUGCCUAAAUGUUUUUGGGACACCAAAGAAGAGAGCUUGCCUAGUUACAUUUUUGGGAACAUUGUAACAAGUAAUAAAGUAAUAACAAAUAUAAUUAGGCCUAGUUCAUUAGCUAUAAUGGCCUACUACACAUUGAGCUCAAAUGGGAUUUCAUCUUCAUCAUGGAUCUUUCUACACAUGGUCCUCCUCAUAUUCACUGGAAUUGCAGUUUGCUCCCAGCACAACGAGAACGUUUACGUAUCGGGGAUUUCUAAUGCCUGUGGAGAUGUUGCAGAGCAGAUCAGGGCGUCCAGUGGAGUGAUCACCAGCCCUGGCUGGCCCUUCCAGUACCCCUCCAGGAUCAACUGCAGCUGGAACAUCAGGGCUAACCCUGGGGAAAUCAUCACCAUCAGUUUCCAGGACUUUGAGAUCCAGAGCUCCCACCGUUGCGGCCUGGACUGGAUCUCCAUUAGCACCUACAAGAACCUGGACGGCUAUCGGGCAUGUGGCUCAUCCAUCCCAGCCCCUUACAUUUCCUCCCAGGACCACGUGUGGAUUAAGUUCCACUCAGACGAUAUCAUGACUGGCAAGGGCUUCAGGCUGUCUUAUAUAACAGGAAAAUUGGAGAUGAUCAGCUGCGACUUGGACCAGUUCCACUGCUCCAACGGAAAGUGCAUUCCGGAGUCGUGGAAGUGCAACACCAUGGACGAGUGUGGUGACAACUCUGACGAGGAGCUGUGCGUCCAGCCCAACCCCUCGGCAGCAUUCUCCUUCCAGCCCUGUGCCUUCAACCAGUUUCCCUGCCUUUCCCGCUACACCCGCGUCUACACCUGCCUGCACGAGUCGCUCAAAUGCGAUGGCAGCAUCGACUGCCAGGACCUUGGUGACGAGAUCGACUGUGACGUGCCUACCUGCGGCGAGUGGCUGCGGAACUUCUACGGCACCUUCAGCUCACCCAACUACCCUGACUUCUACCCACCAGGCAGCAACUGCACCUGGCUUAUCGACACAGGCGACCACCGCAAGGUGAUCCUGCGUUUCAUGGACUUCAAGCUGGACGGGACGGGCUAUGGGGACUACGUCAAGGUGUACGACGGCUUGGAAGAGAACCCUCGCCGUCUACUCCGCGUCCUCACAGCCUUCGACUCCCGUGCCCCCAUGGCCGUGGUCUCGUCCUCGGGCCAGCUGCGCGUUCACUUCUACGCUGACAAGAUCAAUGCGGCCAGGGGCUUCAAUGUCACCUACCAGGUGGACGGGUUCUGUCUGCCCUGGGAGAUCCCGUGUGGGGGCAACUGGGGCUGCUACACGGAGCAGCAGCGCUGCGACGGUUACUGGCACUGCCCCAAUGGUCGUGACGAAGUCAACUGCAGCACCUGCCAGGAGGAUGAGUUCCCCUGCUCCAGGAACGGCGCCUGCUACCCGCGCUCGGACCGCUGCAACUACCAGAACCGCUGCCCCAACGGCUCGGACGAGAAGAACUGCUUCUUCUGCCAGCCUGGCAACUUCCACUGCAAGAACAACCGCUGUGUGUUCGAGAGCUGGGUGUGCGACGCGCAGGACGACUGCGGCGACGGGAGCGACGAGGAGAGUUGUCCGGUCAUCGUGCCCACACGGGUCAUCACGGCGGCGGUUAUAGGAAGUCUCAUCUGUGGCCUGCUGCUGGUCAUCGCUCUGGGCUGCACCUGCAAACUCUACUCCCUCCGGAUGUUUGAGCGCAGGUCAUUUGAGACCCAGCUGUCCAGAGUUGAGGCUGAGCUCCUGAGGAGGGAGGCUCCUCCGUCGUAUGGCCAGCUGAUCGCCCAGGGCCUUAUACCCCCGGUGGAGGACUUCCCUGUCUGCUCCGGCAACCAGGCGUCUGUGUUGGAGAACCUGAGGUUGGCUGUUCGCUCCCAGUUGGGUUUCACCUCCAUCCACCUGCCCACCUCCGGUCGCCACAGCAACAUCUGGCAACGCCUCUUCAACUUCACACGCUCACGGCGCUCCGGCUCACUGGCCCUGGUGUCUGCCGACGGCGAGGACAACAGCAGCGGUAACGGUGGCUGCUCGGCCCACGAACCCGACAGGGCUGGACCCCACCGUGGGUUGCUGCCCCUCGACUCGGACGACACAGAUACAGAGAGCGAGCGCCGGGAUGUCCCUGGGGCUGUGGGGGGGCUUGUAGCCCCCCUCCCCGUAAAGACCCCUCCGGCAACUGCAGUGGAGGCCAUCGUCUCGGUGUCGACAAACUCCACCACUCCCGCCCCUCUGCCCAGCCGUAGGGACAGCCACCGGGCUAGGGCCAGCCCGGCAGUGGUGGAGGCACACACCAUGGAGACCCCAGGGGGAGAGGCAGCAGAGCCUCAGUGUACUGCGACCGGGAGGAGCCAGCUGAGCAGUGCCCUGAGCCGGGUCACCCGCAGCCUGCACUGGGUACGUUUCUCCCUGGGCCGCUCCGGAGGCUCCUCGGGUGGGGGAACCCAGAACCACAGCCCUCUGAGGCACCUAGAGCACGGAGCAGGGACCAGGGAGGACGAAGACGACGUGGAGCUGCUUAUCCCUGUAUCGGAUGCUGCCUCGGACACUGACUCCACCAGCGAGACCUCCAGGCUCCUCAGCUUGGAGGUAGGUCUAGAUCAGGCUGCCCCCCGCCUAUCAUCCCCAGCCUCUCUCAGGUCAGGCCUGAUGUCCCUGGGCCGGAACGGGCCCUGUGAACACUGUAGCAUGGUUCACACCGCACAGAUCCCAGACGCCUGUCUGGAGGCCACAGGCAAGACGGAGACCAAUAGUGAUGACGAGUUACUUCUGCUCUGCUAAUAGCUCUAACCUAAAUUACGUUACAGUUUGACUCAACUGACUGUCAAAAUGGACCAUCCCUGUAAAACUUUGCCAUUUAUUUUCUCUGGAAGAGGGCGGGGGUAAAUGUCAUUUUUAUGCCCUGUUUUUGAAACGUCUGUAGUUCGUACUGUAUUGCAGUCUUCUUGGUGUAUUCAUCAGAUGGUACAAUCUCUGCCCAACCUCCCCCUCUUCCCCUCCAAGUUCCACCUUUCUCUCGGGAGUUCCAACUCAGCCUGGGAACUGGGGAGUAGAACUACUGAACCUUGACUUUGUCUAGCCGAGCAGAAGUUGAAUUGCCUCCAUAGCAACAAGACACGUGCACCUGUGAGUUUGGCUUAGCUCAAGGCAAGCAGAGUGGGACUGAGGUUUAUAACAACGCAGGCGCAGCACCUCUUCUUCUCACACUCAUUUGGGAUGAAGCAGAAUAAAUCAGCUGUCUUUUUAUGUUCAAGAAUAAUGGUACGAGAGAGACCAAGUAUAGAGUACGGACAUUUAACAAACUAGAGCCUGUGAAAAGCUAGACGAGAUUUAAAAAUAGCUGUCAGCUUUAUUUGAUGUCAGUUGUUUCUUCUUCUUCGGUACAGGGAAUGUGAGGGUGAGGGCUCUGAGUAUCUGUGGCUUACCGUGUGAUGGUAUGUUUGUUUCAUUUCAGUUCAAUGGGAGGCUGUGUAACUCCUUUUCUAUUGAAAGGUACUGAUGUGUUCUCACGCGUGAUCUUAGCAAGAGCAGUUUAUUUAUGAAAAGUGAAUUGCAGAGAACCUCUUUCUGAAGACGAAACAUUGUAUAACAUCCACAGAUGUUUGUUGUAUUUAUUGUUUUGUUUCCUGUUUUGGUAAUUUCUGUGUUUUGGUACUGAGAAUACUUGUGCCACUUGUGUAUUUAUUUCAUUUUCAGUAGUUAUUACUUGUGAAGAUGCAUGUCAAAUUGUCUUGUGCUAUUGUUUUGUUAAAGUGAUACAUUGAAAAACAAGUAUAUAAGCAUAACUGUUUUCUGCAUGUAGAAAAUCAGAAUAAAGCAUUCAUCCUG